AUGUCUACAAGCAAUAUGAACAAAUUACCAAUAAACAACAAUGUAGUAAAGUUCAAACCAAAGCCUAAAAGGAGUAAAUUUGUGGGGGUACGACAAAGACCGAGUGGGAGAUGGGUGGCCGAGAUUAAAGACACGACACAAAAAAUAAGAAUGUGGCUCGGAACAUUUGAGACCGCUGAAGCAGCAGCUCGUGCAUAUGAUGAAGCCGCGUGCCUCCUUCGAGGUUCCAAUACUAAAACCAAUUUUGUUGUUACUCAUAUUUCUCACAAUUCUCCUCUUGCUUCUAGGAUUAAAAACCUCCUUAAGAACAAGAACUUAGAGUCCCAAAAAACAAAUAAUCAUGUUAUUAGUAAUCAUAAUAAUCAUGUUGCUAAUAAUGGUAUUAGUCCUUUAGUAAUACCCUCCUCUAGCAAUACCUAUACAAAUAAUAUUACAUUUCCAAACCCACCAUCUACUAGCCCUACUUCAAUAUUAUCUAACCCUACUAUUUAUAGUACAACACCCCACCAAAAUUAUGCUAAUUUUGGGUACAAAAAUCUUGAUAAUUUUUGUUUGCAAGAUGUAUAUAAGCCUCAAAUAAAUGGGUUUGUUGGGAAUUAUGAUUUGGUAAACUACACUUCAUUAUUGGAUUGUAAUAAGUACAUUAGUCCUACAAUGGAGAAGUUACCAUUACCCUUAAUAGGUCAAAGCCAAGAUAUGCAUGAAGUGCCUAAAAAUGAUCAAGGGGUAGUCCCAUCAACAAUAAUAAGUACAGAAAUAUUGGAGAUGCAAAAGAUAAAAAUGGAAGAAAUGACAAUUCCAACCUUAAAUGACAUUGCUAGUAAUGGUAUACAAGAUUAUUUUGAUUUCCUUCAUGAUCCUUCUAUUGAUUCCCUUUGGGAUCUUCCUCCUCUUCAUUCUUCUUUUUGCUUGAUUUGA
Messenger RNA from Amaranthus tricolor (Joseph's coat), 918 nucleotides. Its product is annotated as ethylene-responsive transcription factor ERN1-like. The record is from RefSeq and is a predicted model, not a curated record. The transcript has a single exon. NCBI's taxonomy places the organism in Eukaryota, Viridiplantae, Streptophyta, Magnoliopsida, Caryophyllales, Amaranthaceae. Bases 1 to 918 code for a protein of 305 amino acids. Gene Ontology annotation, biological process: regulation of DNA-templated transcription. Gene Ontology annotation, molecular function: DNA binding; DNA-binding transcription factor activity.